Arachis duranensis is the source of this 2451-nucleotide messenger RNA. RefSeq names its product exocyst complex component EXO70B1-like. Gene Ontology annotation, biological process: exocytosis. NCBI's taxonomy places the organism in Eukaryota, Viridiplantae, Streptophyta, Magnoliopsida, Fabales, Fabaceae. The transcript has a single exon. Gene Ontology annotation, cellular component: exocyst. The coding region runs from base 165 to 2303 and encodes 712 amino acids. The record is from RefSeq and is a predicted model, not a curated record. Gene Ontology annotation, molecular function: phosphatidylinositol-4,5-bisphosphate binding.
AUUAAAAUUAUACUUGGUAAACAAAUAAUAGGCAUUAGUCUUCUGCGAAAUUUCCAAUGAGAAAAGGAAGAGAAAUUCUGAUCCUGGGCUACAAAAAAAGCCUAACUGUGUAACAGUACUAGUAUGUAAAACUAGUAAUUCUUAGGCACUAAUCACAACUCAAGAUGGCGUCCUUGGUCUUCAAGAUUCAGCGGUGGCUGAAGCAGCCAAAGGUAUGGAGAUUUGUGGGUUUUGCUUCAGCUGUGAUUGGCCUCUUAUUUUAUGCUAUGAGUUCUGCCUUCAACUCUUUAUUUGGCGAGUGGAACUUGCUCAAAACGUUUCUCUAUAGCGUUCUGAGCUUCAUCAUCUGUGUUACUGUGUUAUUUGCAAAGGCAUGGGAACACUCAAGUAAUCUUAGGAUAAAAGCUCACAUGGCAUUCUUUGUACUGACCAUCACUUCAUUCUAUUCCUUUUUCUUUGAUAAAGCUGCCAAGGGGAAGCCGGAUGCAUAUGGUCUGGCUUCUUGUGCUGCGUUUGCUGUGAUGUCAUUCAGUUUGUCAAGACGCACUCGCUGCGGAUUUGAAGUGGACAUGCUAUAUUUCUUCUUGGGAGCUCUGAUAGUACAACUCAUGAAGAUAAAAUGGGUGUUGGGUAUAGCUGGAGCAGGUUUCAGUUAUUUCCUAAUCGUUUUCCUUUCUUGGUUAGAUGAUCUACAACCUGAAGAAAAUGCAUAUAUUGAACUCCAAGAUCAGCCUCAAGUGAUCAUUCAGGUAGGUUCACUACAACCACGAGAAUCCAAUGCUAGCAGCGGUAGUGCUCCUGUUUGCACACAACCAGAGGCCAAUAUUCAAGAUCAAGCAACCCCUGAUGGGGAUUCACAUUCACAAAAAGCCAAUGCUGAUUUUGCUCUUAUAAAGCCGCAUCUGUUGGUUUCUUUAAAAGCACUUAAGAAACAGAACGAGAAAAUUUUUGGCUUGCUUUACGGCCAGUCUUUGGUAGAUUCCAUUCAGCAUGACCAAAACUUGUUUACUGACGUGAUUCCAUUGAAAAUUAUCAAUCGCCUUAAUGGAGCUCUUAAAAUUGCGGCUGCCAAUGGGUUUGAGAAGGAGUGGUGCCAGUUAUACAGCAGUUGUCGCAGAGAGUUCUUGCACCAGUGCCUUUCCAAGUUAGAGUUGGAAGACUCAAACAACGAGGACACAAAUUGGAGAGAAGGUUUUCGUAUUGCAAUCCACAAAUUAUUUCCUGCCGAAAGGAGACUUUGCAAUCGUGUUUUCUUUGGAUUCUCCUCCCUUGAAGAUCUAACUUUCAUGUUGAUUUGCAAAGAACUCACCGUUUAUUUCCUAAACUUUGCAAAUACUGUUGCAAAUACUACUCCAUUUGAAAACAGUUGGAGAAGUACUUUGGUAAGCCAAGUGGAAAUGUUUAGGGACAUGAGUGACAUGAUACCUGGAUUGGAAUCGGUGUUCCCUGAUCAGCACAGUGAAAUACUAAAAAUUGAAGCAAUGAUGACUCGACAAAGAUUGGGUGAGAAGAUUAGGGAUGUUUUCAAAGACAUGGAGAAUCUGAUUUGCUGUGAUUCAGCUAGUGUGGAUGCUGUAGGUGACGUUGAUGUGCUUACCUCCAACAUCAUGCAAGGUCUUAGUGUAGCAUUGAGAAAUUGGAAUAUAAUUAGGAAGGCUUUCAUAGAGUAUCCGAUGGACGUUAAUAGAGGGGGAUCUUAUCCUUCACUUUCUUCCCAGAUAGCUCGGAUAAUGGAGUUGCUGGAUAACCACUUAGAAGCCAAAUGCAAAACCUACACUGAUCCUGCUUUGGGACAUGUUGCCAUGUUGAAUAAUGUCACGUUCAUCACACAAAGGGUACUACAUCAUCCUUCCAUAGCCCGAUUUAGGAGCGAUAACUACAGUGCCGCUAACAUUUGGGAUGAAGAUUGGAUGAAAAAGUGCACAGCGAAAAUUCGGCAAAACCUUGAAGAUUAUAAAAGAAGUUCAUGGAAUGAGUUGCUGGGCUUAUUGAAGCUGGAUAACAAUGAAUCACUGGAAAAUAAUGUAGCAGCUGAGUCCAUGAAAGAGAAGCUAAAGUUGUUCAAUGUUCAAUUUGAGGAGAUAUGCUGCACUCAGUCUAAAUGGUUUGCCAGGGAUAAUAAUAUACGGAAAGAGAUAAUAGUAUCCCUAGAAAACACUUUGUUGCCAGCAUAUGGAAGCUUUGUUGGAAGGCUCCAGGAUGUUCUCGGUAAGGCUGCUUAUGACUAUAUCCAGUAUGGAAUGCUUGACAUUCCAGAUCGACUCAACCGCCUUUUUCUUGGAGACAAGCGGAUGAGUCCGUAGCUGAGAGAGGAGAUAUGUCCUUGUGUAAUUUUAAUGUUUUCAAGUUAGAAUUUGUGCGUCUCUUCUUUUGUUUUGUAAACUUAUUUUCUCUUUGGAUGCUUGAUUCAAUUCCAAGGUACGAGUGUGCAUAACUCUUCGGUUCAUUACA